AUGAAUAGUUGUGCUUCGAUUAAUGAUGAAGUUAUUACCAAAUACAAUGAACUAAUAUUGGGACACAUAAGUAAAGGAAUUAUCAUUAAAUUUUCAGAUGAUUUUAAAGAAGUAGUUUUUGAAGAUUCUUUCAAUGGAGAAUCAUUUGAAGACUAUAUAAAUAAAUUUCCCCAAGAUGAUUGUAGAUAUGGUGUUUAUGAUUUCUCAUAUAUGGACAAUAAAGAAAAUAAAAAAAAUAAAAUCUUUUUCAUUUCUUGGUGUCCAGUGGAAACAAAAAUCAAAAAUAAAAUCGUUCACACAGCCACAGAACAGUCAAUUUAUAAAAAAUUAGUUGGAAUAGAUGCAAUAAUCAAAGCAACUGACAACACUGAAAUUUCACAAUCAUUGGUUGAAGAAAGAUGUAAAUAA
Molecule: messenger RNA, 408 nt
Organism: Dictyostelium discoideum AX4
Lineage: Eukaryota; Evosea; Eumycetozoa; Dictyosteliales; Dictyosteliaceae
Gene: cofE
Exons: 2
Coding region: 1-408 (135 amino acids)
Biological process (GO): actin filament depolymerization
Cellular component (GO): actin cytoskeleton; cytoskeleton
Molecular function (GO): actin binding
Source: RefSeq, a predicted model, not a curated record